Staurois parvus is the source of this 501-nucleotide messenger RNA. The record is from the annotation of a GenBank genome assembly. Lineage: Eukaryota; Metazoa; Chordata; Amphibia; Anura; Ranidae.
UCGGUAUGUAAGGGAGAGAGGGGAGGUAUGACAGGAUGGUAUGUAAGGGGAGGAGAAGGGGGAUGAAGGAUGGUAUGUAAGGGGGAAGGGGGUUGACGUGAUUUUGCAGGAGAGGGGGUGGAGGUAUGAAGUGAUCGGUAUGUAAAGGAGAGGGGUACAGAGGUAUGACAGUGAUCGGUAUGUCAGGAGUUGAAUGUGGGGUUUUAUACUGUGUCGGUAUGUACAGGGAGGGUGUGGGGUAGCAGUGAUCGGUAUGUCAGGAGAGGAGUGUGGGGUAUGCAGCGAUGGUUGUACAGGAGAGGGUACAGAGGUAUGACAGUGAUCGGUAUGUACAGGAGUUGAAAGUGGGGAUUCAUGACGUGUGGUAUGUACAGGAGAGGGUGUGGAGGUUUAAUGAAAGUUUGACGGGGAAAAGGGGGAAGGAAAGUGUGGAAAGGGAUGACAGUGAUGGUAUGUACAGGGGGAAGGGGGGGGUAAAAGGGGGGUGAGGAACGGGGCAGG